UCCAUUGUUGUCUGCGUCAUACGCCGCUGUCGCCGCAGACAUUGAGUCGCCAUUAAAUUUUGUUGGUUUGUUGGUUGCACCGCUUACCGUUCGUCGUUCGCCAUUCGUAUUUGUUCCGCAGAGCCAAAGUGCGUUUCGCCGUUCGCUGCCAUGUUGGUACCGCCGGAUAUGCUGGCUGCGCAGACGCGCAUGAUUUAUCAGAUGAAUCGCUUUUGUGCGGAACGCGUACAGGCGCGCAUGUUCAAAACGGCCACCGCCAUAAGGGAAGUGUGCAAAAUCGUGCAGGAUAUACUGAAAGAAGUGGAACUGCAAGAGCCGCGCUUCAUCUCCAGCCUGGUCGAAUGCAAUGGCAGAUUUGAAGGCGUGCAGGUUAUUUCGCCCAACGAAUUCGAGAUUGUUUUGUAUCUCAAUCAAAUGGGCGUUUUCAACUUCGUCGAUGAUGGCACCAUGCCCGGCUGCGCAGUGCUGAAGCUGAGCGAUGGUCGUAAACGUUCCAUGUCCCUAUGGGUGGAGUUCAUCACCGCGUCGGGUUAUUUGUCGUCGCGCAAGAUACGCUCUCGCUUCCAGACAUUGGUGGCGCAGGCGUGUGACAAGAGUAUUUAUCGUGAUAUGGUGAAAAUGAUCGGCGAUACGACGGAAGUGAAGAUGCGCGUGCGUGAACGUUUCAUGGUACAAAUAACGCCAGCUUUUAAAUGUUCCGGCAUAUGGCCACGUUCGGCCGCGCAUUGGCCACUGCCGCACAUCCCUUGGCCACAUCCGAAUAUAGUGGCCGAAGUGAAAACGGAAGGUUUCGAUCUGCUAUCCAAAGAGUCCAUUGUCAUGCAGAAUAAGAACAACAAUGCCGCCAUGGAAGGCGAUGCGUGGGUGUUGAGCUUUUUCGAAGCGGAAAAUCGACUUUUGCAAGGUGGCUGCCGUCGACGCUGUUUAAGUAUUCUCAAAACAUUGCGUGAUCGUCACCUCGAUCUGCCCGGCAAUCCGAUCACCGCUUACCACCUGAAGAAUCUGCUGCUCUACGAAUGUGAAAAGCAUCCGCGUGACUUUGAAUGGGACGAAGCGUGUAUUGCCGAUCGCAUCAACGGCAUCUUCCUACAAUUGAUCUCAUGUCUACAAUAUCGUCGAUGUCCACACUACUUUCUACCGACACUGGACAUGUUCAAAGGCAAAUCGCCCAGUUCGCUCGAACAUGCCGCGAAGCAGGUUUGGCGUUUGACGCGCGAAAUGUUAACCAAUGCGAAUGCAUUUGAAAAACUCUAAAGCAACUGGGAGUAUUUAUCUUAAAAAAAAUAAAAAAUUAAAAAAACUAAAAAUACCUAUAGAGCAAAAAAUGCAAAGAAAUUCGCAACAACAAACGCCGCACAUUAACAUUAACGAAGGCAUUAAGAGGCGCGCGAAUGUAGCGAAAUGUGCGAACGCCAGAAUUUCAAGGUGCUGAACGCAACUCGUGCUUAUGUUCGUAU
Messenger RNA from Anastrepha obliqua, 1457 nucleotides. RefSeq names its product protein mab-21-like. Lineage: Eukaryota; Metazoa; Arthropoda; Insecta; Diptera; Tephritidae. The record is from RefSeq and is a predicted model, not a curated record. The transcript is spliced from 3 exons. Bases 151 to 1254 code for a protein of 367 amino acids.